UGGUCGGGCGCAAGGAGCAGAGGCGAGAUGGGCGUCCUGGGCCGGGUCCUGCUGUGGCUGCAGCUCUGCGCACUGACCCAGGCGGCCUCCAAACUCUGGGUCCCCAACACGGACUUCGACGUCGCAGCCAACUGGAGCCAGAACCGGACCCCGUGCGCCGGCGACGCCGUUGAGUUCCCGGCGGACAAGAUGGUGUCGGUCCUGGUGCGAGAAGGUCACGCCGUCUCAGACAUGCUCCUGCCGCUGGACGGGGAACUCGUCUUGGCUUCAGGAGCCGGAUUCGGAGUCUCAGACGUGGGCUCGCACCUGGACUGUGGCGCGGGCGAACCUGCCGUCUUCCGCGACUCUGACCGCUUCUCCUGGCAUGACCCGCACCUGUGGCGCUCCGGGGACGAGGCACCUGGUCUCUUCUUCGUGGAUGCCGAGUGCGUGCCCUGCCGCCACGACGACGUAGUCUUUCCACCUAGUGCCUCCUUCCGCGUGGGGCUUGGCCCUGGCGCUAGCCCCGUGCGUGUUCGCAGCAUCUCGGCUCUGGGCCGGACGUUCACGCGCGACGAGGACCUGGCUGCUUUCCUGGCGUCCCGCGCGGGCCGCCUACGCUUCCACGGGCCGGGCGCGCUGAGCGUGGGCCCCGAAGACUGUGCGGACCCGUCGGGCUGCGUCUGCGGCAACGCAGAGGUGCAGCCGUGGAUCUGCGCGGCCCUGCUCCAGUCCCUGGGCGGCCGCUGCCCCCAGGCCGCCUGUCACAGCGCCCUCCGGCCCCAGGGGCAGUGCUGUGACCUCUGUGGAGCCGUUGUGUUGCUGACCCACGGCCCCGCAUUUGACCUGAAGCGGUACCGGGCGCGGAUACUAGACACCUUCCUGGGCCUGCCUCAGUACCGGGGGCUGCAGGUGGCCGUGUCCAAGGUGCCACGCUCGUCCGGGCUCCGGGAGGCCGAUACGGAGAUCCAGGUGGUGCUGGUGGAGACGGGGCCCGACACGGGUGGCGCGGGGCGGCUGGCCCGGGCCCUCCUGGCGGACGUCGCCGAGAACGGCGAGACCCUCGGCGUCCUGGAGGCGACCAUGCGGGAGUCGGGCGCACACGUCUGGGGCAGCUCCGCGGCUGGGCUGGCAGGCGGCGUGGCGGCUGCGCUACUGCUGGCGCUGCUGGUCCUGCUGGUGGCGCCGCCGCUGCUGCGCCGCGCGGGGAGGCUCAGGUGGAGGCGGCGUGAGGAGGCGGCCCUGGCCGGAGCGCCCCUUGGCUUCCACAACCCGGUGUUCGACGUGACGGCCUCCGAGGAGCUGCCCCUUCCGCGGCCGCUCAGCCUGGUUCCGAAGGUGGCCGCAGACAGCACCAGCCAGAGUUACUUCGUCAACCCUCUGUUCGCCGGGGCUGAGGCCGAGGCCUGA
This is a messenger RNA of Nomascus leucogenys (northern white-cheeked gibbon), 1389 nucleotides long. RefSeq names its product amnion associated transmembrane protein (gene AMN). Gene Ontology annotation, biological process: receptor-mediated endocytosis; intracellular protein localization. The record is from RefSeq and is a predicted model, not a curated record. Gene Ontology annotation, cellular component: endocytic vesicle; apical plasma membrane. NCBI's taxonomy places the organism in Eukaryota, Metazoa, Chordata, Mammalia, Primates, Hylobatidae.